This is a messenger RNA of Budorcas taxicolor (takin), 829 nucleotides long. It is a transcript of the gene CSN1S1, whose product is annotated as casein alpha s1. Gene Ontology annotation, cellular component: extracellular region. The transcript is spliced from 19 exons. The coding region runs from base 49 to 693 and encodes 214 amino acids. NCBI's taxonomy places the organism in Eukaryota, Metazoa, Chordata, Mammalia, Artiodactyla, Bovidae. Gene Ontology annotation, biological process: response to dehydroepiandrosterone; response to 11-deoxycorticosterone; response to progesterone. The record is from RefSeq and is a predicted model, not a curated record.
CCCAGCUUGCUGCUUCUUCCCAGUCUUGGGUUCAAGAUCUUGACAACCAUGAAACUUCUCAUCCUUACCUGUCUUGUGGCUGUUGCUCUUGCCAGGCCUAAACAUCCUAUCAAGCACCAAGGACUCUCUCCAGAAGUCCUCAAUGAAAAUUUACUCAGGUUUGUUGUGGCGCCUUUUCCAGAAGUGUUUAGAAAGGAGAACAUCAAUGAACUGAGUAAGGAUAUUGGGAGCGAAUCAACUGAAGAUCAAGCCAUGGAAGAUGCUAAGCAAAUGAAAGCUGGAAGCAGUUCGUCAAGUGAGGAAAUUGUUCCCAAUAGUGCUGAGCAGAAGUACAUUCAAAAGGAAGAUGUGCCCUCUGAGCGUUACCUGGGUUAUCUGGAACAGCUUCUCAGACUGAAAAAAUACAACGUGCCCCAGCUGGAAAUUGUUCCCAAUAGUGCUGAGGAACAACUUCACAGUAUGAAAGAGGGAAACCCUGCCCACCAGAAACAGCCUAUGAUAGCAGUGAAUCAGGAACUGGCCUACUUCUACCCUCAGCUUUUCAGACAAUUCUACCAGCUGGACGCCUAUCCAUCUGGUGCCUGGUAUUACGUUCCACUAGGCACACAAUACACUGAUGCCCCCUCAUUCUCUGACAUCCCUAAUCCCAUUGGCUCUGAGACCAGUGGAAAGACUACUAUGCCACUGUGGUGAAGAGUCAAGUGAAUUCUGAGGAACUCCACAAUUAUGGUCUUUGAUGGGAUUGAAAAUUCCAUCCUCUACAUGUCUUUUCAUCUAUCAUGUCAAACCAUUCUAUCCAAAGGCUUCAAUUGCUGUUUUAGAAUAGGAC